AUCGAUGCCUUCAAUCCGAAAGCUGUUACAUCUGCUGCGGCUAAGGAAACAGCGCUAGCGGCUGCCCGGCGUGCCGGCGGUGGCAGCGGGGAGGCUGGCGCCAGCGGGGGCAGCAGCCGCACCCGUGCUAAGGCGCUUGCCCGGAAGCGCAAGCGGCUCAGCGCGGCUGCUGCUGCUGGCCAGGAUUCAGAGGAGGAGGGUGAGCCCGAUAUUGCGCUGUUUGCGGGCGGUGAGGGCCGCAGCGGCAGCGAGCAGGAGGAGGAGCAGGAGCAGCAUGAGGAGGAGGAGGAGGAGGACGGAGAGGAGGAGGGCAGCGAUGGCGAGGGGAGUGAGGGCGAGGACGAAGAGGAGGAGGAUGGUGGCAGCAUUGGAGACGACGACGGGGAGGAAGACGGCGGGGAUGAGGACGAAGAGGAGGAGGAUAGUGAAGGGGAGGGGGGCGGCCGGCGGCGAAAGGGCGGUGCGGAGCCGGAUGCAGCAGUGGCUCGGCGGGGCGGCAGCGGCGUCGCCACGACAUCAGGGCGGCAGUUGGCGGAUCUGGGACCGUUGGUGGAUGACGUCAUCCCCGCCGUACAAACCAACGACCCCCAGGAGGAGGCCAACCUGAUUCGGAAGGCCCUGCGCAUCAAGGUGAGCGGCACCGACGUGCCCGCCCCCCUCAAGAGCUUUGCGGAGCUGGUCACCAGGUACAAGGUGAGCCGGCGGCUGGUUUCCUCUCUUCAGCGGGGCGGCUUCCCUGCGCCCACCCCCAUCCAGCGGCAGGCCAUUCCCGCGCUGCUGGAGGGGCGGGAGCUGCUGGCGGUGGCGCCCACGGG
Astrephomene gubernaculifera is the source of this 815-nucleotide messenger RNA. NCBI's taxonomy places the organism in Eukaryota, Viridiplantae, Chlorophyta, Chlorophyceae, Chlamydomonadales, Astrephomenaceae. The record is from the annotation of a GenBank genome assembly.